Molecule: messenger RNA, 801 nt
Organism: Trichoderma harzianum CBS 226.95
Lineage: Eukaryota; Fungi; Ascomycota; Sordariomycetes; Hypocreales; Hypocreaceae
Exons: 4
Coding region: 179-694 (171 amino acids)
Biological process (GO): positive regulation of translational initiation; positive regulation of nuclear-transcribed mRNA poly(A) tail shortening; transcription initiation at RNA polymerase II promoter
Cellular component (GO): RNA polymerase II, core complex; P-body
Molecular function (GO): single-stranded DNA binding; single-stranded RNA binding; translation initiation factor binding
Source: RefSeq, a predicted model, not a curated record
CCGAUUGACCAUUAGAUAUCCGAAUAGCGCGCGUGCGCUCUCAAGAGACGAGAUACAUCCUCAUAUGGGAUAUUGAGAGGAUUCUCUGGAAGGCUCACCCAUCACUCUCCGUUCAACACGACAAUUGCUAUCCCGCCGUCGACCGAAGCCCUAGCCGUCACGCAACCAGUCGCCCGCCAUGUUCUUUCUCUACAAUAUGGAGCGCAGGGUCACCCUGCAUCCAUCCUACUUCGGCCGCAACAUGCACGAUCUCGUCACUAGCAAGCUGCUAAAAGACGUCGAAGGCACCUGCGCCGGCAGCUACUACAUCAUCUCCAUCAUGGACACGUUUGACAUUUCCGAGGGUCGCAUCUUGCCAGGCAACGGUCUCGCAGAGUUUACGGUUGGAUACCGCGCCGUGGUGUGGCGGCCAUUUAAAGGAGAGACGGUUGAUGCCGUUGUCUACUCCAUCAAUCCACAGGGUUUCUUCGCCCAGGCUGGUCCCCUCAGACUCUUUGUGUCUGCUCAUCUGAUACCGAGCGACAUCAAAUGGGACCCCAACGCGACACCCCCUCAGUUUACUAACAACGAAGACACCGUCAUCGAGCCGGGCACGCAUGUGCGCGUCAAGAUUAUCGGAACGCGAACAGAGGUCGGCGAGAUGUGGGCCAUUGGAAGCAUCAAGGAGGAUUACCUAGGAUGUCUCCAGGAUUAAUGGGUUAUAAACAUUCAUUUAUCCCUCGGGCCUCGGAACGAUUGAGCACAGGAACGAACGCCUCUACGCUCCCAUAUGGUCUGAGCAGCAAAGGCCGAGGAGUUAGA